Messenger RNA from Portunus trituberculatus (swimming crab), 1036 nucleotides. RefSeq lists its product as uncharacterized. The record is from RefSeq and is a predicted model, not a curated record. Gene Ontology annotation, biological process: spindle assembly; microtubule organizing center organization. Lineage: Eukaryota; Metazoa; Arthropoda; Malacostraca; Decapoda; Portunidae. The coding region runs from base 152 to 784 and encodes 210 amino acids. The transcript is spliced from 5 exons.
AGUAAAUAUUAAGAAAGAAGAAAAAGAAGAAAACAAAAAUAGCAGGCCACAAGAGGAAGAGGAGGAGACGAGGCGGCGAGAACCAAACCCAAACAAACCGUGAAACCGAUCCACUUGUCAUUUUUUGCCAUUUUGAACCAAUUAGGUGGUGAUGGCGGCCCAGGUGACCCUCAAUGACCUGCUGGCGGCCCACGGGGGUAUUAAUGACGUUAUCAGACAGUUCCACCCGCAGCUGACCGGAGGAGAAGAGGAGGAGGAGGAGGAAGGCAGGGGUGUCAAGAAUGAGGAGGUUGAGGACAAGGUGGCUGGUUUCCUGGAGGCUUUGACGGCACUGCAGGGGGCGAGGGAGGACCUGACACUGGUGGUAGAGAAUGCCAACACAGCUGCACUCACACAGGCAUCCGUGGCACUCACUGACCCACAAAUCGUUGGCCGGCGUGUGGCGUGGUGCGUGGAGGCGGAGCAGCACAUGAGAAGCAUUGUGGAGAACAAGGAUCUUCUGAUCUACCACCUGCAGCAGCCUCUCAUCACCACCUUCCUCACCAUGCACCACCAACACCACAGGUCCCUGGUGAGUCUUCUUGGGUCGCUGUGUGCCUUGAUGACCUCCCUGGAGAGCCACACUGACCUGCUCCACCGCCACGCCAACCACUCACCCCUCAUCACCACUAACAACAUGAUCACCAGCCUCACCAAGGUAGUGGCAACUCAGCGGGACCUUCUCAGAGACAUCAAGGCCCUGCAGACACUGGUUACCUCUGUGCUGCUGGAGGAGGUGGCAUAGUGUCCUGUUACUGCUGCUACUGUUACUAAUACUACUAAUGUGUUGAUGUGGAUGUUUAUAUUUUUGUUGUGUGUUUGGAGAGAGAGAGAGAGAGAGAGAGAGAGAGAGAGAGUUAUGAAAAAUCUUUGUUAUAAGUUUUAAAGAGAGUUAUUUGUCAGUCGAUCUGGUGUAGAAAGAGAGAGAGAGAGAGAGAGAGAGAGAGAGAGAGAGAGAGAGAGAGAGAGAGAGAGAGAGAGAUGAGAGAGAGAGAGA